Messenger RNA from Electrophorus electricus (electric eel), 3615 nucleotides. NCBI's taxonomy places the organism in Eukaryota, Metazoa, Chordata, Actinopteri, Gymnotiformes, Gymnotidae. The record is from RefSeq and is a predicted model, not a curated record.
UCCUCUCAGACGUUACACUGAGGUCAACGUCUCUCUUCUCAGACAUUACACAGAGAUCAACAUCUCUCUUCUCACACAUUACACAGGUCAACAUUUCUCAGACAUUACAGAGGUCAACAACUCUCAGACAUUACAUGGAGGUCAACAUCUGUACUCUCAGACAUUGCGGAGGUCAACAUCUCUCCUCUCAGACAUUAUGGAGAUCAUCGUCUCUCCUCUCAGACAUUACGGAGAUCAACAUUGCUCCUCUCCGGCUGUACGCAUGUUACACCGUUUCCGCAUUCAUCCGGAAUUCACUUUCCGUUUGGGAAGCGCCAAGUUUGAACGCGUGGUAGGGGCGUUAGACCACAUUGUUGCUUAAUUUGUCGAGUCUAAAUAACUAAUUUAAGCCACAACGGGCUUGAAAUGAUAGUUAGCUACACUUUAUCAGUAGCGGCAAAACAAGCCACGUUGUUAACUACCAGCUAGCUAGCUAGCUAUCAUACAACACUAGCCGGCUAACUUUGUAGCAUGCUGACGAAGUUUCCCGACACAAGACUUAGACCUGGCUAGCUAGUCUAGUUCGUCUGAUUUUUCGAUAGAUUUGUGCGGUGUGGUAACUAUAUCCGACUUGAGCACACCCAACAAAGUCUUGGUCGGUACUGGCGGAAAUCAAAGUGGGUGGCUGGAGGUUAACUCGCUAACGAUGGAUCAAAACACAACAGUUAUUGUCCUGAGCGACGACGAGGACGAAGGCGAGUCCACAAUUUACGAGUCUUCGGUCUUAAUUGUCGAGGAAAACGAAGGGAGCAGAGAAGUAGCGGAUGCCCCUAAAACUAGCGAAGUCCUGGAUGAGGACGUGACCAUAACCUUUUCGCGAAAAGCGCACGUUUUGCCUCACGCCAGAUAUGACUGCACCAUCCCGUUCUGCUUCACGGAGGGGGAUGUCACAGGGCCAGAGGACAGUAACGCUGCGUACUGUGAGCAGUGCUUCUGCUAUGUCUGUGACAAACUGGCCUCCACGUGUCAAUUCUGGGUUAUUCCUGGCUUCUGCCACUGUAACGCACACAAACGCAGUUUUUACUGGAAAUCUCUCAGAGACAAGCGCAUCAUGGGAUAUCUGCACGAGCUCAACUUCACAUUUGACCCUAUGGACAUGGAUGCAGACCUCCGACGUGCUGAGGCUUCCCUGCAGCAGUUUGCUUGCAGCCUGGCCCUGAAGUUUGCAGCUUUCUUGGUGGGAGUGGAGAAACCAAAGCAGCCCAUUUGCUGCUACUGCCAGUGUCACUCGACCAAUAGUAGAACAACAGAAAGUCACUCAGCCAGUGGCAGCGAAGUGGGAUGUAAGAGCUGCCGUAGUCGACACGUGUAUUUUCCAGAGUAUGACUACUCAGGGGUGCAGGAGCGAGUGUGUAUGUUUCUGGAUGAUGCGAAGCAGGAGAACCCAAAAUCCUCCAUCGUCAUGCUGCUUGGUGCCAUGAAGCUCAUUAUCUCGCACUCUGCACCUGGGAACACGCACUCGAUCAAGGAAGUGUCGAGAGCUGUUGACAUGCUGCUUUACAGAGCAAAAUCGAUGGUGCAGACUUUGUUGGUUGAUACUGUCUUCCCUGCCUCCUUCACCAAGCAAUUGCAGCAGUUCUUCCAUGGCCUUCCUUUUCCUCCUAGCUGCAUGUCACUCAAGAACAGCCUAAACGUGCUUCCAUGGAACGAUCCUUUACUCUCAGCCGUGCUGAAGGGUCAGAAUGUCAGCGGAGAGAGGCGUGUCAAAGGCCGACGGGCAGAGGUCCUUUUGGAACCCAUCGUGGUGAUUAGAGCAAGAGUCCAAAAACUCCAGCAACAAAAAAAGUACCGUGAGCUGGCUCGCUAUCUCAAAGUUGUCAAAAGUUGCAGCGUUCAAGAGCUGCAGGACCUGAGCGACUGGGCUCCCUUCUACCUGUGCAAGGUUGGGGAUUAUGCAGGUGCCGUCAAUGCCAUGUUUAGCUCCAUGAGUGGCUCUUUGUGCCCUGCCUCUCGGCUCAGCCCCGCUCAGUUUUGUGCUUACCUCAGAAUCUUCGUAUCAGGCCAUGCCCCUUCAGACAUGCCCAACCCGCUCUUCCUCAAUAUCCAGCCAGACCCCUUCCUAAGCUCCACAUGGACACCCGUUCAAGGAGGGUCCUUGCUGAAGAGAUUGGCGGUAGUAAAGUUUGCCUUAAGGGUUCUGAACUGUAAUGAUGCAGUAUUUGCACAGUCCAUAAGCUGGGUGGCUUUCUUGAAUAUAGCCAGCAAAGCAUCCAUUGGCCCAGACGGUGCUGUGAACUGCACAUCUCUGCGAGAACCUGACAGCAACUUUCUCAUGAGGACAAGGGACAUUGCUCAAGGAAUCCUCAAUGAGCUAAGUAAAGAGUCCCGCAUCCAGAUCCCCAGAACCUUUCAAAAUGGCUAUCCAGACCAGGCCCUGCUGCUCCUAGCCACGCAGGCACUGGCCCUGCGCAUCUGCCACUCACGCCUUUGCCCCGCCCUCCACAUCGUCAUGGCUUUCAGUUUAAACCCCUGGGCACUAUACUGGCUCUUCUACAGCCUGGUGGGACAGCCAAAUGUUGUGCUGGAUUUUCUAUGUGUGGUUCUGGAGGAACUGCUGGAGAAUCCGCAUCACAGCAUAUUAAGAAAACAGGACACAGCUGGACAUUGCUUUGUUGCGAACUUCCUGCAUUUGUUCUUCCUGGAACACACUGUAGUUUUCGAUCCCAGCACCUAUCCUACCAAUGAACUGGUUGCAAGAUGGAAUGAAGCUCAACACCCCUGGCAGUACCAUUUGAGACAAAUGCUUGAAAUCAAGGAACAACUUCUGACUUCAGACAAACACAGGGUCCUGGAGAUGAUUCGCUGGCAUUUAUACAAGUAAUUGUAGUGAAGACUGAGAGAGAUGGGACUGGCAGACUGUGGGAGGGAACGGUGUAAGGAUGUUUGGUAGCUUUUUUUUUUUGGUGCUUGCUUGCUUGCUUUUUUUUUUUUUUUUUUUAACUGUUUAUUGAGACUUUGUGUGAACAUCAUAUAAAACCUUUUGUAACAUGUCAAUCAGAUCGGUAAUUGAGUAUCCUGUUCUCAUUUAAGUUCUGUUUCAUUUUCACAAACCUUUGUGCUGCACUUUAUGUAUUUGAAUAUGUUCUUUGAAAGGGAUUGUAUUACAGGAAGCUUUGAAGGAUGACAAGUUGAAAAUAAACAUAUAUUUAGGCAGUCAUUAAUGCUGGAGGGAGUUGCAUGAGGCUUCAUGAGUUUAUGAAUGUGUUGGCUGGAAUUUAAAUGUUUUUUUCCUUGAGUCAAUUGAGUCUUCCCUGGGACUUGUGUUUAUACAACUAUAAACACAAGCUGCCCCAUCCAGCUUCUGACAUUUAUUCCAAGGGGAAAUUAUAUUAAAAAUCUCCUAAUGUGGUCAUAUGAGUUUUAUAACAUUUUAUUUUUUACUAAAUAUCUUCAUUGAACAUGUAUAAAAUUAAUUUAAAUCAACAAUAUAAUAAUAAAUGUCUCAUGUUUACACACACACACUCAGUAUCUCAGAAACUCAACACUGUUAAUUUAGGGUUUUUUUCAAAGCAAACUUCAAAAAUUGCCAUGGUUACAAACUGCAAUACUGCCCAGUGUAGCUGCCUUCUUAUCUCA